GGAUAGCGGCAGACAGCAGUUUACAGGUUUGAGUGUGUGUUGGAGUGGGGGCAUGGUAGGAGACUGCAGAGAGGAACCACCCAGAAUAAUCUGACUCAGGAAGGAAGGAACCAGGGUCUAGCCUGACCCCAGGGGCCGAGCCAGGAUCUCUCUGUCUGAGCGAGUGAGUGAGUCCCUGAAAGUCCGCGAGAUGGGAGGCGGCGUCUCGGCUCAGGAGCCCGGCCAACUCAGCCCGAGUGAGGAGCAGGAGAGCGGCCAGGAGAGGCAGCACACCGAGGGAGUGGACGGCAGGCCUGCUCAGAAGAAUGGCCAGAUUUCUGGAAUUCCUAGCAAUUCAGAGGAUCAAGAGCCGCUCGAUGGAAAAGUGGAGCAUCUGAAUGGGCUCCAGGAGGAAGCCGUUCCUGGCGAAGUUGAACCACCAAGCAUAACGCAAGAGGAGGAACCAGUGGAAAUGGAUCUUGAACAGAAGGAAACUCUUCCCGCCAAAACCAAGGAUGAGGAGCCAAGAGAUUCCCAGGAAGAUGCCAGUCCUCCUGUCGAAAUUGGAGAGGAGGCACAGGCUGGUGAGAUUGGCUUCAAGAAGGUCUUCAAAUUUGUGGGCUGCAAGUUCACAGUGAAGAAAGAGAACCCGGUGAAGCUGGAACCUGUGCAGUUGCUGACCGUGAAAAAGGAUGAAGAUGGUGAGGCAGACGGUGAAUCCAAGCAAGAAAUGGGAGGAUUGAAAAAUGGCGACCUAAGUCCAGCUGCUCAUGAAGCGGAGGGAAGUCCACCUGAAGUUCUCACCCCUGGAGAAACGGAAGAGUCCACCGACCAAGUGGAGCCAAAACCCACUGUUGCUGAGGAGCCAGUGGAAUCUGUCGUCAGUCCAGUCGAGAGUCCUGCUAUGGACUCUCCGCUGAAGAGAUUUUUUAGACAAGGCUUUUUCUCUGUGUUGCGAAGGAAACCAAGCUUCAAGAAGGCUAAAGAUGAGCCCCUGGUUGUUGGGGAGAAGCCCGAAGUGAACGGGGAGCAAGUUGUUGCCGCUGGAAACGUUAAUGGUGAGGAAGGUGAUCGUGGACCUUCAAAGGAGCCUUCUGCGUUGCCAAAAGACGCUGAAAUCUUGGGUGCCCACCUGGUGGAAGAAAGGGAGAGAGACGAUGACUUCGAGGACCUCUCUGUGGAACUAGCCAAAGUCAGGGAGGCAGAAGAAAGGCUGAUGGGGGAAGGCAGCGUGUCCGCGGUAGACGACAGGCAGCCUUGCCCCGAAAUGAAGAUGGCCGCCCCAGCCUUGGAGAUGGGUCAGGCGGCCCAGCUAACAGUGCAGAGCCCAUCAGCUGAGAGACCGGUGAAGCCAGAAUUUGCCCCUGUCGAAGUCUCAGCAGAGCUUCAAGCAGGACAGACUGACGUAGGCCCGGAUCGAACACAGGUCAAGGCCCCGGAGCCUAUAGUGGGUGAGGCGGAGCUCCUGUCUUCCCAAGAAAAGGCCAAGCUGCAGGGCAGCCCCCUGAAGAAACUCUUCACCAGCAGCAGCAUCAAAAAGCUGUCUGGGAAGAAACCAAAAGCCGCUAAGGGGGAGUCCAAACCGGGAGAUGACGACGAGGAGGCACGACUUCAGUCCUCCACUGAAUCGGAGGGCAGUCCUGACGGCCAGAAGGCAGACACUCCUCCUUUAACUUCCCCUGAAGACGUGGAUGGGACAGUCCCUGCGGAGACUGCGGAAGCCACCAAUCUUGAGGUGGAGGGAAUGAACGAAGCUGCCGACGGGGAGAGGAAGAAAGAGAGCAUCACUGCGUGGGCUUCAUUUAAAAAGUUAGUGACGUCAAAGAAGCGCCCCAAAGUACUGUCCGAGAACGACCGAGAGGACGAGCAGACCGAAAAAGUGAAGGGGGUGGCUGCCUCUUCCAACGAGAGUGCCAGCGCUGUCCCGGCUGAGCUUCAAGAAGAAGCGAAACUAAACGCUGAGGACCUGAGUUUGGAGCGCAGCACUGAGGAUCCCAAAAAGAAAGCAGACGCCCCCGUAUCCUGGGAGGCGCUGAUCUGUGUCGGUUCCUCCAAAAAGAGAGCGAGGAAGUUGUCCGACUCGGAGGCCCCACAGCUGGACGAGGAGCUCCAAAGGUCACCUGAGGGGGUCGCCCAAGUGCUGGAUGGUGCUGAGGAACUGAGAGCCAGCGUUCCGCAGGAUACGGAUCAGGACCAAGGCAGGACAUCUCCGGAAGGUGCUGUGAGCAGCCCGGUGGAGGGGGACGUGUCUGACGGCGCUGUCUCCACAUGGGAGUCCUUUAAGAGGUUGGUCACCUCAAGGCGCAAGUCCAAAUCCAAGCUCGAAGACCGUGCAGACGAAUCUGUCACCGUUGUCGCCGCUGCCGAAGUUGCUGUCCCCGAGACCGAGCAACAGGCCAAGGAGGAGUCAUGGGCUUCUCUGAAAAAGCUGAUUCCAGGCCGAAGGAAGAAGAGGUCCGAUGCCAAGGCUGACCAGCCUCCGGCAGAGGACGUCGGAAAAGAGACCAAACAGGCAGAGAUGGGAGUGAGCAAGGGUGAUGAAGAGUCUGAUACACCAGCAGUAGUUCCCCUUUCUGAAUACGAUGCUGUCGAAGAGGAGAGAGCAGCUAAGGAGCAGCAGCUGACAGUAGGCAUGAAUGCUGUCCACAAGGACGAUGUUCUAACCAAGUCGGGAGCUCCAGCUGAAGGUGGGGAACUGAGUGCCGGACAAGCCGUUACCAUGGACCGGGGAGCUUUAGAGAGCAUCAAAAGCAGCAUUGAUGAGAGAUCGCCGUCGUGGAUAUCAACUGCAGUCUCAGACAUCAUUGAGAAGAGGGUUGAAGACGAAGGAAAAAUAGUUGAAGAAAUCGUGGAAGCGAGGGGACAAGCGGAGCACGGCGAUGCUGCUUCGUUGGCAGAACAGGCCAGAACAAUCUGUCCCAAUGAGAUUGCCAAAGAGGCCCCGGUGAGCUCCGAGGUUGCCGUGGCACUGGAGUACCCGGCUGAGGAGUCCCUCACCGAGGAGACUGCUGAGAUGGUGUCAGCCGUCUCGCAGUUGACGGAGACCCCGGUGACGACGGCAGAAAGCACCCCUGUGCCAGACGAUGAGGUCACGGUAACCAGGCAAACCCACGAGGUGCUGCAGGAGGCAGCUGAAAGGGUGAAGCUGUCAGCCAGGCCACUUGCUCCCCCCCGCAAAGCUGCGGCUGCCCCAGAGAUUCCAGGCAGCGAACGAGAUUCCACGGAAAAAGUACAAGAGGAGGCGGUCGAGACCUUGAGUGAAACUGAGAUGUCGGAGCCUGCUGGGAAAGGAGAAACUGGAAAAUCUGACGCUCCCUCUGCCUCUGAAGGCACUAUCCAGGUGGCAGAUAACGAAAUUCCGCAGCUUGAGAGGCUCGAGCAAACAAAAUGUGAAACGAUAGAGGUUUCUGCUGCUCAAAGCAUUGAGUCUGAAACGAUUCCUCCACCAGAAAAGUUUGGAGAACCCUUGAGUUUGGUGCACCAAACUCAUGUGGAAACUGUCUGCGAGGCUGAAACGGGAAUAUCUGAACCCGGGGUGAAGGUGGUAAUGGACCAAACGGAGACUGGACUUGAAGAGACCUUGAAAGUCAGUCAAGCAGAGGAUGUUCUAAAGACACAAGCUCCACUUGAAAAACCCAAAGCUGCUCAGACAAGCUGUAGGGAAAAGGUUCUGACAGAAGAUGAAGAACCUAUCAAAGCUGUUACUGCAGAAGUUCCUGGGAAGCUAGAAGUCGAGCAACUUGCUGAAUGUGGAGACGUCACUGAUGGAAUUCCAACAGAAUCUGCUGAGAAGGCCAUAUUGGAGCAAACAGCAAUUGCAGAAGUUGCUCAUCAGAUGGCUGUGGGAAAUGUUGAGGCUGUUUCUGAAGAGACUAUUGGAAACUCUCAUGAGAUUGUUGAGGAGGUGGGAACAGAAGAGCGUGUGAUUGAAUGCAGAGAGACUCUAGCCAGUACGAAGGAGGCUGAGCUGGUUUCUGAACAGAGCACGAAAAUCAUUCCAGUAAAUGUGGAAAUGAAUGCAGCUGCGGCUGGAGUUUGUGAAGAAAGCAUUGGAGUUACUCCAGUGGUAACGGUGACCGAGUUGUGCAGCAAGGAGACGGUGCAAAUGGGCCCAGAUGUGAGAGUUUCUCAGGUUGGCCUCAGUGAGGAGACCAUUGAAGUCACUCCGGUAGUAACAGUGAUGCACGUUGUACCAAGUGAAGAAACUGUUAAAGAUGCCUCCGAUGUGGAAGUGACUGAGGCUGGACUUUGUGAAGAGACUAAGCAGACCACUCCUGUAGUAGAAAUGACAGAGGUUCUACCUGGUGAACAGACUACUGACAAAAUCAGUCCAGAAAUGACAGCGGCGGUGUGUACUGAACAGACUGAUGCCAGUCCAGUUGCCUUGGUGACGGAGACGGUACGCGGUGAAGAGACGGACGGUGCCACUCCGGUUGCCACUGUGACGGAGACGGGACGCGGUGAAGAGGCGGACGGUGCCACUCCGGUUGCCGUGGUGACGGAGACAGUACGUGGUGAAGGGGCGAUUACAAAACAGGAAGAGAUUGUACAUACGAUGGUAACAAAUGAUAAAAUAGUACAGGAGCAAAUCAAGACUGUGCAGAAGGUGGUUGAUGCUCAUGACCCUGUGGUAUCUAUUGCGGAGGAUGUGGGAACUGAAAUGAGUGGGGCUGUGUGUAAAGAGAUGAUGUCCAUUGUUUCAAGAGUUAGGGAGCAGGGAACAAAGGAACAAAUAGUUGAAAUGCUGACUUCACCAAAGGAAGUUCUACAGCAAGAGUCAAAUAUUGCAGAACUAUCCAAAGAAACGAUUCAGACCUCCGUAACUGAGAGAACAGUAAUUGAGGUUGUGAAGAACAUGGAAACAGAAGUAGGUGGUAAAUUUGAAGUUGCACAUCUUGAGGGUGCUGUCAAGGAAACCCAUGUUGAGCUUCAAAGCGAAACUGGUGUAAUUGAAUUAACACAGGUAGGAAGGGAAGUGGACCAAUAUCUAACUAAAGAGGAGCCGGAGCCAGACCCCACCGUGGCCAUGCUAUCCAAAGAGAAAUUUGAAGUUUUGCCGGACAGACCAAUUGGAAAAACUGAUACCAUGGAGCUUGCAGCAACUGAGGUGGUUGAGUCAGAAGCCAAAGAACAUGAAACACAAGUAAGUUGUGUUACUGGCAAGCCUCCGAGCAUAGCAACUGGAGAGGCCGUAGAUACAAAUGAGAACAUAAGUCUCCAACAAGAGUCUCCAACGGUUGAACUUGUGCAGAAGGUGGGAGAUGAGCUGUCUGCUGUGGAAAAAGACCAACCAACACCAGAAGUUGAAUUCGAGUCUGCGCACACAGAUGGUGAACUAGUCCAAGAUGUCCAAUUGGAUGGAGAAGAUGUAGUUGUACCCAAACAAUGUGAAGCCUCUGAAAAGGCUGAUGAGGCACAAAAAGGGGAUGGUGUGGAGUUGGCUAAUGGAGCAACUGAAAAACACCUAAGCAAGUUGGAGUCUCCUGGAGAGUUGCCCUCCUCAGAAGCUUCAGCUGAAGGAUGCACAGAAGAGCCUAAACUGGAAGUAGUUCCUGAAUCUGAAGGUGUAACUUUGGGAAGUGAGGUAAAAUUACACUCUGGUUCUAUUGAUGAAUUUCAAACUGUGCAAAGCGAGACUGUGACCUUAACAACGGAGCCUUCUGUAGCUGAGAGUUCAGAGUCCCGUGAAGUGGCUUUCCCUGUGACCGCAGCUGCUGUAGAAGAGCAGGUCAUUGCAGAGACUGUAGGAUCAGUGGUGACGCAGCUUCCAGAGCUGAGAGCUGUAGAUCAGCUUAUCCCGGCAGCUGAACCUGACGUUAUUGUACACGGACCUGUAGUAGAAACUGCGGCUGCCAUUGUGGAGGUAGCGAUAGAUGCAGCGGCUGGCACCUUGGCAGACUCUGCUGUGGAAAGUGAAGUAGACUCAACUGUUGAUGGGCAAAAGCAACAGAGCUCCAGCACUGAGCAGCUAGUAGCUGGCCUGGUUAAUCACAGAACUGAAGGAGCAGAACAGAAAUUGGUGUUCUUCGAAAUGGAGACUGAUGUAGAAGUCAGUCAAACAAGGACAAUGGAACAGUCAAGUACCAUGAUAGCUGAGGAUCCAAUGAAGGGUGUCAUAAAGUCAACUGAAAGAACAGAGGAACAAGUAGAUCCUGUUUCUUCUGAACAGGAUAAAGACAGUGAAAAGAUGUAUAAAGAUGCAGAAGAAAAGAUGCCAGAAGUACAAAUGAUCUCAACAGAAGGAAAGGAUGAUGAAAUUGUUGAUCAGAGUGCGCAAACCCAAGACAGCAAGGGCACUGAAGCUUUAGAGCAUGAAGUAGUGGUAAUUCAUUCAACCGAGAUGGUAUCUGAGGAAACUAUUGAAGGUGACCAGAAACCACUUGAGACUGAAGAUAUGGCAUCAGUGGAAAUGGAGAGAGAAACUAACGAGUCUGUAAUAUUGCCUGAUGGAUCAAAAGUGACUGAAGUAGAAUGUUGCCAAUCAUUAAAAAGCCCUGAAGGAAGACCACCAUCUCUAGAACUGACUGAGGAAAAAGGCCAAUCUGUGAAAGCCAGUCAACAGGAUGAAAAACAAACAUCAAUACAAGAUGUCCAAGAUCAAUUGAUGCUCACUGCUGAAGAGAAACAAACACCAAAAGUUGCAGAUGAGAAGUUGGAGAGUGAUGUGAUGGAAUCCAUUGAUCACAAAAAUGAUAAAGAAUCUGAUAAAAAACAGACGAUUGAAGCAGUUGAAAAGCAAGAGAGUCAAGAAAUGCAAAUUGGACACCAAAUGGAUCAGUCCUCUACUUUAGAAAGUGUAAAGGCUGCAACAGAGCAAACAACAUCCUGAAGCAGAGCUCCAAACACUCGUGAAAUACAGAAUGUGAAGGCAAAGAGGCUAUAGGAAUAUCGCACAACGCUACUGUGAUGAGACCAAGUACCCCUGUUGAUUGACAAUCCCAAAUCAAUUUGCAAGCUAUAUCUACACAGUUAUUUAAAUAUAUCUUGCUUUUAGCCUGAUGUCCUGAUGAUAAACAUAAUGCUUAUUUUGAGGCAACGCCCUUGCCUGCUUUCUUCAAAUAAUGUGUAACACAAUGGUGUCUGAAUAUUUGAAGGAAGGGGUAUUUGCUCAAAAAUCUAGAGAUGUUUCUUUGUAUCAUCAGAUUGCUUCUAUUUUAAUGUGAAAUUUAAUUCUAAUAUCUUAAAUAUAAUGUCUUGUUCAUUAAGGCUAUCACUUUUUUUCAAAAGAUUUGGAUUGGGAUAACCGAAUUAACUUUAGUUGUCCAGGAGCUGGUUCUUAAUGUUUGAUAAAGGAUUGCAGUGGUGACAGCUUUGAGUGAAACAGGUCUAUAGAAAUGGCAGCUACAACAAGCUACACUUGAUGGUAUUUCAUGAUUUGUUUUGCCUGUUUUUACCUUGCAAGUAGAUUGAAAUUGACCUCACCCAGGUCAUUUAGAAUAUCGAAGUGGACUCAAAGUUCUGGCAAAGCUGAUCUCCAUUCUGAGGACUAACUAAAGAUUUGAAGUCAACCUUAUGGAGUAAAGGUAACUUCAGUGCAUUGUGCAAGGUUGAACCAUGCAAAAUUCACCAAAGCCUAGAUCCUGGACUGUUGCAAGUGUUCCAGAGGAUGAAACGUGACCAUCGUUUGGUUAAUGCCUUUAGCCGGUUGGGUGACUGGGGCCAGCUUGAUGAAACUGAAGUGUUCGUUAAUGAAGGUGCAUUAAAUUGGGUUACUAGUUGAGGUUUGUUUGGACUUCCAUAAUGAUCUCCAAGAUGUGCCUUGCUAUUGCAUACAAUUAAUGUUCAAAUGCCAUUAAUGUUCCUGUCUAGAUGUUUUUGGCCUAUUUGUGACCCACCUCACCAUUCCAUCCCAACAUGUUUCUUACUAAACUCCAGCAUUUAAACAAUGUUCAAGCUGAUUUUAUUCAGGUUACCCUGUUCAGCAUAUUUCCUCCCCCACCCAUCCAAUUAAUAAACCAACACCCUAGCCUGUAACACUCACUGUACAGUUCCUGUCUUGUUAAUGUAAUUUACAGUAAAUGAAGUUAGAAAUGGUAACUACUGUAGACUUGUGUACUGCAUGAAUUUAACUUGAGCAGGAUCUAUGACCGAGAGACUGAUGUUACUCUCAUUAACACUGCUGUGCUUUUAUAACUGAAUGUGAAAUUGACAUUUGUAUAAAUUGUAUUUGCUGUGUAUCUAAGCCAUAUUGGAAUAAUUAAAACACAACUUCUACAAAUAAAGUAAUAUUAGCAUUAA
Molecule: messenger RNA, 8217 nt
Organism: Rhincodon typus (whale shark)
Lineage: Eukaryota; Metazoa; Chordata; Chondrichthyes; Orectolobiformes; Rhincodontidae
Product: A-kinase anchor protein 12
Exons: 5
Coding region: 191-6808 (2205 amino acids)
Biological process (GO): signal transduction; regulation of protein kinase C signaling
Cellular component (GO): cytoplasm
Molecular function (GO): calmodulin binding; protein kinase A binding
Source: RefSeq, a predicted model, not a curated record